Brienomyrus brachyistius is the source of this 1467-nucleotide messenger RNA. Its product is annotated as neuronal pentraxin-1-like. The record is from RefSeq and is a predicted model, not a curated record. The transcript is spliced from 5 exons. Bases 176 to 1456 code for a protein of 426 amino acids. Lineage: Eukaryota; Metazoa; Chordata; Actinopteri; Osteoglossiformes; Mormyridae.
CACAGGGAUGCGGCGGACACGGUCUAUACGCUGCUUCGCUUCAUAUAAAGCAAGUGCGCUCUGCGAAUCGCUCACAUUGGGGACAGCGCUGUGGUUCUGAAACAUCGCAAAGCUCACCUCGCGUUUUUUACUGCAGCCUUCCGUCAAAGAGCAGCACAAAGAGGAAAUCGCUGUCAUGAGCUCCGCACUGAAACUUUUAAUACUCCACUUCUUUUUUAUGGAGGGACUGUCCCAGGACUUCGGACAGACCCAAUUCAUUUGCACGUCUGUGCCUAAGGAUGUGGACUUAUGUGCAGCCAACCUGCCAAACACCGUCUCGGCGGAGGACCUGAAGAGCACGGUGAUGCAGCUAAGGGAGACCGUGCUGCAGCAAAAGGAGACGAUCAUGAACCACAAGGAGACCAUUACGGAGCUGACGUCGAAAUUAAACCGCUGUGAGAGUCAGAGUAUGCCCGAAGCCGGGAGCGCUAGAGACGGCGGAAGGAAAAAAGAACCGGGAUCUAAAAACACCAUGGGAGAUGUAUCGAGAGGUCCGACGGACACACUCACGCAAAUGGGACGGACAUUACAGUCCCUGAAACAGAGACUAGAAAACCUCGAGCAAUACAGUAGAUCCAACAAUUCUACUCAGGCGAACACUCUGAAGCAGCUUCUUCAGAACAAAAUCGACGACCUGGAGAGACAGGUUCUGUCCCGGGUAAACAGCUUGGAGGAGAGCAAGGGCACCCUCCGUAACGAAACGGAGCAGCGCGGCAAAGUGGAAUCGACCCUUACAUCACUGCACCAGAGAAUAACAGAACUGGAGAAAGGUCAGAAGGAAAACCGGCCGCUGGAUAAAUUCCAGCUGACGUUCCCCCUGAGGACCAACUACAUGUACGCCAAAGUGAAGAAGAGCUUGCCUGAGAUGUACGCCUUCACCAUCUGCAUGUGGCUGCGGUCGAACGCCUCCCCCAGCGUAGGCACGCCUUUCUCCUACGCCGUCCCAGGCCAGGCCAACGAGCUGGUUCUUAUCGGCUGGGGCAAUAACCCCAUGGAGAUACUCAUCAAUGACAAGAUGGCGAAGCUGCCUUUUAUUAUAAACGACGGGAAAUGGCAUCACAUCUGUGUCACGUGGACCACUCGUGAUGGAGUGUGGGAGGCCUUCCAAGACGGAGCCAUGCGAGGCAGCGGGGAGAACCUGGCUCCGUACCAUCCCAUCAAGGCCAACGGGGUGCUGGUGCUGGGUCAGGAGCAGGACACUCUUGGGGGCGGGUUCGACGCAACCCAGGCGUUUGUGGGCACUAUGGCCUACCUCAAUCUUUGGGACAGGAAGCUCUCCUCGGCCGAGAUAUACAACCUGGCCACGUGCAGUAGCAAAGCACAGGUGGGAAACGUCUUCUCGUGGUCAGAGGCCAACCUUGACAUCUACGGCGGAGUCUCCAAAUGGACCUUCGAACCCUGCCGUCAGAUCAACUGAGCCGCACAGCC